AUGUCAGUUCGAAACUUGACCAGCAACACGCGUGAGCAGCAAGCUUCGUACUCGGGUGGAGACCAAGGCAACGCUUCUGCGUCACAGAACGUUCCCGUAAGGAAUCCGUUUACCGAUGACGCGGAAGACGACACAUACGCUUCCUAUAGCGCCAGUGACACAUCCCUACUACACCACGAUGAUGGCGCUAGCGCUACAGACGCGGCUGGGGCUGCCGGAAGCGCAGCUGUCGGCUCGCGCGACGUCUCCGAUUACAAGGGCUACUACUCGAAAGGCGCGGCGGGUGCGCGCCUUACACCGGGAUCACGAGCUGGUCCUGCCGCGUUGCCCUCCAGCAGCUCACUCAGCUCCCACACGGGGAUAUCCAACAACGAUAUUACGGCUCCUCCGGGAUUUGACCGCUAUCCGGUGGUCGGGUCUCGUGUGGCAUCAAUGGCGCCCGUUGGCGGUGCUGCUGCCGUGGGAGCCGCCGGUGCAGCCGCUCACAAUGGCUCUCACAAUAAUUCCUCUGCGUCCAUCAGCUCGUCAGACCCCUUCAUAAGCGACCAGGAUUUCUCGCCCUUUGGAGGCUACCCAACGUCCUCUUUCCCGCUGCACCUCGACGAAAAAGAGGACGAUGAUUACUUACACAACCCAGAUCCGGAGGAGGAGGCCCGCCUGGACAACAGCAAGUUCAUGCUAGAUUUCAAGCACAUGGACCGCAGAUCUGCCGGUGGGUUUUUCGGCUUCCUGUUCUUAUUCCUGGGUGCGCUAACGCUGUUCGUCGUCCUUCCUGUGCUCACUUUCACGGGUGCGGUCGACCACGGUAAACCACAAACUAUCACAUACCUUUCGCUCUACGAGUACCCCCAGUUAUCUGCUAUUCGUACAUCGCUCGUGGACCCGGAUACUCCAACCUCUGCGAAAACGUGGAAGGCCAAGGACGGUUCCGAGUGGCCACUUGCAUUUUCAGAUGAGUUCAAUGCUGAAGGAAGAACGUUCUACGAUGGUGACGAUCAGUUCUGGACUGCUCCAGACUUCCACUACGCCGCCACUCACGAUUUGGAGUGGUACUCGCCAGACGCUGUUACCACUGCAAACGGUACCUUGAAACUUCGCAUGGAUGCUUACAAGAACCACGAUCUGUACUACAGAUCCGGUAUGCUGCAGAGUUGGAACAAGCUAUGUUUCACACAGGGUUAUAUCGAGGCCUCUGCUAACCUGCCUAACUACGGUCGUGUGAUCGGUCUGUGGCCGGGUAUGUGGACUAUGGGUAAUCUGGGAAGACCUGGCUACCUUGCCUCUACCGAGGGUGUGUGGCCUUACUCUUACGAAGCCUGUGAUGCUGGUAUCACUCCUAACCAAAGUUCGCCUGAUGGUAUCUCUUACCUGCCUGGCCAGAAACUCUCCUCGUGUACCUGUGACGGCGAAGACCAUCCAAACCAAGGUGUUGGUAGAGGUGCUCCUGAAAUCGAUAUUAUUGAAGGUUCUGCUGACACAUACAUUGGAGGGUCAGGUGUUGGUGUAGCAUCUCAGUCGCUACAACUUGCUCCUUUUGACAUCUGGUAUAUGCCAGACUACGACUUUAUUGAGAUUCACAAUAGUACCGUUACAGCAAUGAACACGUAUGCUGGUGGUCCAUUCCAGCAGGCCGUGUCUGCAGUUACAGCUCUGAACGUUACUUGGAACGAGUUCGGACCGGAUGCGGGCUACUUUCAAUCGUAUGGGUUUGAAUAUUUGAAUGAUCACGACACCGGCUAUAUCAGAUGGUUUGUAGGUCAACAACCAACAAUGACCAUUCAUUCUACAGCUCUCCAUCCCAACGGUAAUAUUAAUUGGAGGCCUAUUAGUAAAGAGCCGAUGUCUAUUAUUCUAAAUUUGGGUAUCUCCAACAAUUGGGCUUAUAUCGACUGGAACUCCAUUUUCUUCCCUGUAACAAUGAGUAUCGACUACGUCAGAAUAUACCAGCCCGAGAACGCCACGAGCAUAACUUGCGACCCUUCAGGCUUCCCAACUUACCAAUACAUCCAAGACCACUUGAAUGUUUACUCCAAUGUUAACCUCACUUCAUGGGAGGACGCUGGCUACACUUUCCCCAAAAACACUUUAACCGGAAAUUGUAAGAGCUCUAAGAAGAAUAAGGACUACUGA
Molecule: messenger RNA, 2130 nt
Organism: Lachancea thermotolerans CBS 6340
Lineage: Eukaryota; Fungi; Ascomycota; Saccharomycetes; Saccharomycetales; Saccharomycetaceae
Gene: KRE6
Product: beta-glucan synthesis-associated protein KRE6
Exons: 1
Coding region: 1-2130 (709 amino acids)
Biological process (GO): fungal-type cell wall organization; (1->6)-beta-D-glucan biosynthetic process
Cellular component (GO): plasma membrane; endoplasmic reticulum membrane
Molecular function (GO): glucosidase activity
Source: RefSeq, a predicted model, not a curated record